AGGUCCCCCCAAGUUCCCGGGUACUGGGGGGAGGAAAGACAGGGGAGAGUAUGGAACAAGAAAGGAAAGAAGAGUCAUAGAGAGGGGAUAGGAGUGGAGACGAGAGAGUAAACUGAAAAAAGAAUGAAAAAAGUUGGGGAGAAAGGUAGAGAAAGAAGGAAAAGAGAAGAAAGGUGAGAAAUAAAGAGAUAAGACGAGAGAGGAGUUGGAAGGAGGAAAAGAAAGAAAAGGAAAAUAAAUAUUUUUGAAGGAGAGAUGGAGAGAGUGGGAGAGAGGGUUGGAGCAGGCAGGAGGAAAUAGGAGAGCCUUCCAGGGGCAGCUCCCUAGCACACACUGGGCCGUUCAGCAGCCAAAUCACCUGCCGCUUGAGGUUUUAGCUCAUUUACACAGAGCAGGUGUGUAUAAAUAUGGAUUGCAAAGGGGAUGCUCUCAGAGGCCUGGAAAUCACAUUUCUGAGAUGGGAACUUACUCAUAAAAGGGAUUGUAGGCCAGGAGCACAGCAGGUGGGAGAUGCCUGUUUAGAGGACCAGCCUCCAGGGCUGCCAUUUCCUGGGCGCAGGGGGUACAUGGAGUCAUUUGAACGAGGCUCCUCAUAUUUCCUAGGCUACAUUCAAGGACCGUUCUGGUCAGAGACUGCAAAUUGCAUCUCCCACUGGUUAAGGCCAACAGACAUUGUUUGGCAUGAGCUCUGUUUAAUUUUUUUUUCCAUUUUAAUUAGUUGACCACAUUUAAAACUAGGAGAUUCACAUAUAAAUCCAGAGUUACAUCUUUGAAAAUUUGGAAGUCCUGGCCAGAGAGGAUUUUAUUUCUCCUGGGAAAUGAAUGUAUCAGAAUGUAUUUUCUCCUGGGAAAUGAAUGUAUCAGAGCUGAGCACUAGCUAUACCAUAAGAUGGGUGUUGUUCUGUCUUUAGGAACUUCCCUCAUGUAAGUUCUUGCUUGGCCACAGGAAGCAUUUGGUUUACUUGUUGUGCUUUAGACCUUGGCCUGGGAAUUCACUUUCUCUUUAAGAAAAGAGAUUUUGCUUCUUCUCCAAUGAAACACCAAAUGGUGGAUGACGCCAGUGCCGGGGGGGGGGGGGGGGGGGCGGGGGGGGAGGGGUGGGGCCCUGGGAUGGGGAACCCCGGUGGCUUCCGCGGAGGUUUCAGCAGUGGCAUCCGGGGCCGGGGUCGCGGCCGUGGACGCGGCCAGGGCCGAGGCCGCCAAGCUCGUGGAGGCAAAGCCGAGGAUAAGGAGUGGAUGCCUGUCACCAAGUUGGGCCGCCUGGUCAAAGACAUGAAGAUUAAAUCUCUGGAGGAGAUCUAUCUCUUCUCUCUGCCCAUCAAGGAAUCUGAGAUCAUUGACUUUUUCCUGGGGGCCUCUCUCAAGGAUGAGGUUUUGAAGAUUAUGCCGGUGCAGAAGCAGACCCGUGCUGGCCAGCGCACCAGGUUCAAGGGGUUUGUUGCUAUUGGGGACUACAAUGGUCACGUCGGUGUUAAGUGUUCCAAGGAGGUGGCCACUGCCAUCCGUGGGGCCAUCAUGCUGGCCAAGCUCUCCAUUGUCCCUGUGCACAGAGGCUACUGGGGGAACAAGAUUGGCAAGCCCCACACUAUCCCUUGCAAGGUGACAGGCCGCUAUGGUUCUUUGCUGCGCCUCAUCCCCGUGGCCAGGGGUACUGGCAUCGUCUCAGCGCCUGUGCCCAAGAAGCUGCAUAUGAUGGCUGGUAUCGAUGAUUGCUACACCUCAGCUAGGGGCUGCACUGCCACCUUGGGCAACUUUGCCAAGCCCACCUUUGAUGCCAUCUCUAAGACUUACAACUACCUGACCCCCGAUCUCUGGAAGGAGACUGUGUUCACCAAGUCUCCCUAUCAGGAAUUCACUGACCACCUUGUCAAGACCUACACCAGAGUCUCCGUGCAGAGGACCCAAGCUCCAGCUGUGGCUACAACAUAGGGUUUUUAUACAAGAAAAAUAAAGUGAAUUAA
Molecule: messenger RNA, 1961 nt
Organism: Callithrix jacchus (white-tufted-ear marmoset)
Lineage: Eukaryota; Metazoa; Chordata; Mammalia; Primates; Cebidae
Source: RefSeq, a predicted model, not a curated record